Penicillium oxalicum is the source of this 660-nucleotide messenger RNA. Its product is annotated as phosphotransferase family protein. The coding region runs from base 1 to 660 and encodes 219 amino acids. NCBI's taxonomy places the organism in Eukaryota, Fungi, Ascomycota, Eurotiomycetes, Eurotiales, Aspergillaceae. The record is from RefSeq and is a predicted model, not a curated record. The transcript has a single exon.
AUGGACUUUGAUAGCCUUGCAAAGGAGCAGUCAGAUCGAGUCUUUCAAGUGUGGAUACAAAAUCUCCUAAGGAAUUCGCCUGAGGAUUUGGCCGGCAGGCUUGCUUCCCGGCAUUGUUCUGGCACACCUGUUACAGCUUCACUGCUUCCAAAUGGCGCUUUUAAUGUUUGCUAUCGCGUUACCUACGAAAAUGGCCAUCGCUUCCUGGUUCGCUUUACGGCCUUUGGUCGGGUCAUCGCUUGCAAUGAAAAGGUUGAGGAUGAGGUGUCAAUCAUGAAUUAUGUUGCGCAGCACACCACUAUUCCUGUUCCAAAAGUCCUCGGACAUGGCCAAUGCGUGGUGGGCCCGUACAUCGUGAUGUUUUUUAUCGAAGGGAGAGCACUGAGCAGAUACCUCAGGGAUUCGUCGCAGAAGACGAUCACAUUGAAUUCGAAGGUCUCAAUGUCUAUAUUGAGGAGAGCUUAUUUCAGUAUGGCUGAAGUACUCCUUGGGCUGUCGAAGCCUGAGUUUCCGUACAUCGGAGCCAUCAGACAGGACGAGUCAGGUGGUUGGACUGUGCCAAAGCGCCCGCUGACUUUCAACAUGAAUCGACUUGCUCAAUUCUCGAAUAUUCCACACAGUGUCUUCGGGCGACAGCAUUUCAGCAAUGCUGCAGAUUAG